Messenger RNA from Phaethon lepturus (White-tailed tropicbird), 1040 nucleotides. It is a transcript of the gene BLOC1S2, whose product is annotated as biogenesis of lysosomal organelles complex-1, subunit 2. NCBI's taxonomy places the organism in Eukaryota, Metazoa, Chordata, Aves, Phaethontiformes, Phaethontidae. Gene Ontology annotation, molecular function: gamma-tubulin binding. The transcript has 5 exons. Bases 99 to 398 code for a protein of 99 amino acids. Gene Ontology annotation, biological process: endosomal transport; lysosome localization. Gene Ontology annotation, cellular component: BLOC-1 complex; BORC complex; gamma-tubulin complex. The record is from RefSeq and is a predicted model, not a curated record.
AGCGGCGAUUAUCGCUUUCCAUAGAGGAUCCUGCUGUUGAAACAGCAGAGGAAGCUAAGGAACCAGCAGAGGCAGACAUCAAUGAACUCUGUAAAGACAUGUUCAACAAAAUGGCCACUUAUUUAACAGGUGAACUGACAGCCACCAGUGAAGACUACAAACUCUUGGAAAAUAUGAACAAGCUGACUAGCUUGAAGUACCUAGAAAUGAAAGAUAUUGCUAUAAACAUCAGUAGAAAUCUGAAGGAUUUAAAUCAAAAAUAUGCAGCUCUUCAGCCAUAUCUGGAACAAAUUAACCUAAUUGAAGAACAGGUUGCAGCUCUGGAGCAGGCAGCUUAUAAAUUGGAUGCAUAUUCCAAAAAACUUGAAGCCAAGUACAAAAAACUGGAGAAACGGUGAAAUUACAACAGUCUUUAAGUUGGAGUUGGGCUAUGAGUCAGGCUGAUUUCUGUUUAAGUUGCACAACAGCAAUUCUGUAUGUUGACAAGAAUUUGGUUACAACUAACAUCCAGACUGGUAACUUUUUCUAUCUAUUGAAUACAGUAGGCUGUAUUCAGGCUUAAGUCUCAAUAAUAUUUUCCUCUUUUCAAGAGGUUCUGUCGCCUCAGUUGUUCUGCAGUGAAAAUUAGAAGCCUGUCCCUAAUGCAUAUGUUGGUAUUGGCUAUCUGUGUAUGUCCUAUGUCCAUAAAUACUCCACCUAGGAAAAGCCCUCCAUAAACUACAAAGACAUGUUCCCUUAGUAGCAGCAGGACCUAAACUUCAUUUUUUCCUUCGUUUUGCUCUGCACUGAGAAGAUACACGGGCUUUUGGAGUUAUGAGCAUGGUAUUGAAAACACUUUGCUUUGGUAUCCACCUUUUAUCUGUUUGAAAUAGAGAGACUAAUUAUUAUAAAUUUACAAUAAAACAACUUGCUGCAUUUGUCUCUCUGGAAUCUCAAAUUCCUGUUGGAAAGAUUGUCAGUUGUCGUCUUAUCUUUUCAAAGGGUCUGUUAAUAAAGACAAACUCCUUGCAGCUACUGUAAAUCAUAGAAUAGAACAUGUU